This is a messenger RNA of Anolis carolinensis (green anole), 9387 nucleotides long. It is a transcript of the gene atp11b, whose product is annotated as ATPase phospholipid transporting 11B (putative). The transcript is spliced from 32 exons. Bases 497 to 3943 code for a protein of 1148 amino acids. Gene Ontology annotation, cellular component: plasma membrane; endoplasmic reticulum; recycling endosome. Lineage: Eukaryota; Metazoa; Chordata; Lepidosauria; Squamata; Anolidae. Gene Ontology annotation, biological process: phospholipid translocation. The record is from RefSeq and is a predicted model, not a curated record. Gene Ontology annotation, molecular function: ATP binding; magnesium ion binding; ATP hydrolysis activity.
CGUCCAUUUACCCCCUUCCCUGCCUCCUUCGCCGACUCCUGCUGUCGCGGGGGCGACAAGUCCCGCCCCCUGGCGUCACUUCCUGGAGGCGCGUCGGACCGAGGGGAGACCCCUAGUGACGGGAGGCGGCGGCGGCGGCGGCGGGGGGAUUCAAGAUGGCGGCGCUCGGGAGGCAGGCGCCGCUUCGGAAGCAGCCGAGUCCCUUCAGAGCGGCAGGCGCGGGGCGGCGAGGGCCGGGCCGGGCCUCGGAGAGACUUCCGCGUCGCCGCUGCUAACUAACGCCGGGGGAGGAUGGGGAGCGGCGGCGAGAGGGGGCGGCGGCUCCACCACCCGCUUCAGCAGCCACUGCCUCUGCGGCGUUGCUGCUGCUGACAGGACUGACCCGGGCAGAGCGGGUUCCUUUUUUUAUAUAUAUUUUUGUAUCUCUCGUUUUGUUCGGGACUGGGGAAAGGGAAACCUCGCCCUCAGGGAAAAGGCCGGCCGGUCGGUCGAGGGGAUGUGGCGCUGGAUCCGUCAGCAGCUGGGUUUUGACCCACCACAUCAAAGUGAUAAUAGAACUAUUUAUAUUGCAAAUCGUUUUCCCCAGCAUGGCCAUUAUGUUCCUCAGAAAUUUGCAGAAAACAGGAUCAUCUCCUCUAAGUAUACUGUGUGGAAUUUUGUUCCAAAAAAUUUAUUUGAGCAGUUCAGAAGAGUAGCUAACUUCUAUUUUCUUAUUAUAUUUUUGGUUCAGCUUAUGAUAGAUACACCUACAAGUCCUGUUACAAGUGGAUUACCAUUGUUUUUUGUAAUAACAGUAACUGCAAUAAAGCAGGGAUAUGAAGAUUGGUUGCGACAUAAAGCAGACAAUGAAGUGAAUGGAGCUCCAGUAUAUGUUGUUCGUAGUGGUGGCCUUGUAAAAACUAGAUCAAAAAAUAUACGGGUGGGAGAUAUUGUCAGAGUAGCCAAAGAUGAAACCUUCCCUGUUGAUCUUGUACUUCUAUCAUCUGAUAGAGCUGAUGGCUCUUGUUACGUAACUACUGCAAGUUUGGAUGGAGAAACAAAUCUUAAGACUCAUGUUGCAGUCCCAGAAACUGCAGUAUUGCAGUCAGUUGCCAACCUGGACAAACUUGUAGCUGUUAUAGAAUGCCAGCAGCCAGAAGCAGAUCUCUACAGAUUUGUCGGGCGAAUAACAAUAAGUCAACAAAUUGAGGAAAUCGUACGACCACUUGGACCCGAAAGUCUUUUGCUUCGUGGAGCAAGAUUAAAAAACACAAAAGAAAUUUUUGGUGUUGCAGUAUAUACAGGAAUGGAAACCAAAAUGGCAUUAAAUUACAAGAGCAAAUCACAGAAACGAUCAGCAGUGGAAAAGUCCAUGAAUUCCUUUUUGAUUAUCUAUCUAAUAAUCCUCCUUGUUGAAGCCAUUGUGAGUACAAUAUUGAAAUAUGCUUGGCAGUCUGAAGAAAAGUGGAAUGAGCCUUGGUAUAACCAACUCACUGAUCAUGAAAGAAAUAGCAGUAAGAUCUUGAGCUUUAUUUCAGAUUUUCUUGCUUUCCUGGUCCUUUACAACUUUAUUAUACCUAUUUCACUUUAUGUGACUGUUGAGAUGCAGAAAUUUCUUGGAUCUUUUUUCAUUAAUUGGGAUCUUGAUCUCUAUCAUGAAGAAACAAACGAGAAGGCACAAGUAAAUACUUCAGACCUCAAUGAGGAGCUGGGACAGGUGGAGUAUGUGUUUACAGAUAAAACUGGUACAUUAACUGAAAAUGUGAUGCAGUUUCGAGAAUGUUCCAUUAAUGGUAUCAAAUACCAAGAAAUCAAUGGCAAACUUGUUCCAGAAGGACUGAUUGAAGAUGUUCCAGAUGGACUACGACCUAACCUGACACAAGAGGAAGAACUUUUCUUGAAAGCUGUUUGUCUUUGUCAUACAGUGCAGAUUAUUAAUGACCAGGCUGAUGGCAUAUGCGACAGUCCUUGGCGUAGCAAUGGCAUAUCAUCUCAGCUGGAGUACUAUGCCUCUUCGCCAGAUGAAAAGGCUUUAGUUGAAGCUGCCUGCAGGGUAGGUGUUGUGCUCACUGGAGCAAGUGCAGACAGCAUGGAGUUAAAAAGCUGUGGGAAGCCUGAAAGGUACAAAUUGCUACAUGUUUUGGAGUUUGAUGCAGAUCGCAGAAGAAUGAGUGUAAUUGUAGAAAGUCCAUCAGGGGGCAAAUUCUUAUUCACCAAAGGAGCAGAAUCUGUUGUUAUUCCUCGCAGUAGUGAUGGCGAAAUAGAAAAAACAAGAAUUCAUGUGGAUGAAUUUGCUUUGAAAGGAUUAAGGACUCUGUGUGUAGCUUACAGAAAAUUCACACCCAAGGAGUAUCAGGAAGUAGAAAAACGCCUUUUUGAGGCAAAAACUGCCUUACAGCAGAGAGAAGAACGGUUGGCAGAAGUUUAUGACUUCAUAGAAAAAGACCUCGAAAUACUGGGAGCUACAGGGGUAGAAGACAAACUCCAAGAUAAAGUCCAGGAAACCAUUGAAGCCCUUCGACUGGCUGGUAUCAAAGUGUGGGUCCUCACUGGUGACAAGCACGAAACGGCUGUUAGUGUCAGUCUGUCCUGCGGACACUUCCACAGGACCAUGAACAUCCUAGAACUGGUUCAGCACAAGUCGGACAGUACGUGUGCUGAGCAGCUGACGCAGCUAGCCAGGAGAAUAAAGGAGGACCACGUCAUCCAGCACGGGUUAGUAGUAGAUGGGACCAGCCUUUCUCUGGCACUCAGGCAACAUGAGAAACUCUUCAUGGAAGUAUGUAGAAAUUGCUCCGCAGUGCUGUGUUGUCGCAUGGCACCUCUGCAAAAAGCAAAGGUUGUACGACUGUUAAAAACAUCUCCAGAGAAGCCUAUCACAUUAGCUAUUGGUGAUGGGGCUAAUGAUGUAAGCAUGAUACAAGAAGCUCAUGUUGGUAUAGGUAUCAUGGGCAAAGAAGGAAGACAAGCUGUAAGAAACAGCGACUAUGCAAUAGCAAGAUUUAAAUAUCUUUCCAAGUUACUUUUUGUCCAUGGCCACCUUUACUAUGUUAGGAUAGCAACCCUUGUACAGUACUUUUUUUACAAGAAUGUGUGCUUUAUUACACCACAGUUUUUAUAUCAGUUCUUCUGCUUGUUUUCACAACAAACUCUGUAUGACAGUGUAUACCUGACUUUGUACAACAUAUGUUUCACUUCCUUGCCAGUCCUCAUGUACAGUCUUUUUGAACAGCAUGUUCACCCUCAUGUGUUACACAGCAAGCCAACGCUCUAUCGGGACAUCAGCAAAAAUGCUCAUCUGGGUUUUAAACCUUUCCUUUAUUGGACCCUCUUGGGAUUUGUGCAUGCAUUUAUUUUCUUUUUUGGGUCAUAUCUUAUGAUGGGAGAAGACACUUCUUUGCUAGGAAAUGGCCAGAUAUUGAAACCUAACAGGCAAAUGAUGUUUGGAAACUGGACAUUUGGCACUCUGGUCUUCACAGUUAUGGUGAUAACUGUUACAAUGAAGAUGGCUUUAGAAACGCAUUUCUGGACAUGGAUAAAUCAUUUUGUCACCUGGGGUUCCAUUGCGUUCUACUUCGUAUUCUCCUUGUUCUAUGGCGGAAUUAUCUGGCCAUUUUUGCACACUCAAGACAUGUACUUUGUAUUUGUUCAGUUACUGUCCAGUGGUUCUGCCUGGUUUGCCAUAAUCAUCAUAGUCAUUACUUGUUUGUUUCCUGAUGUUGCGAAAAAAGUACUGUACAGACACCUACAACCCACAAGUACAGAAAAAGCCCAGAUGUACUCCAGCAGAGUUGCUUUAAGUGACGAAUGCAUCGCACUACAGCCAUUGUCCAGGGCACCGAGUCAGCUGAGCAAAAUUAGCUUGCUGAGACAGGCACAGGUAUCAACUGCUUGGACUCCGUGUGUUGCUUCUCAAAUGGGGAAACCGCAUGCGCAUCUCUUAGAAGAAUGCUGGAACGAAUAAUGGGACGCUGCAGCCCGGCCCGGGUCAACAGAUCAUGGAGCACUUCGGACCCCUUCUAUACCAACGACAGAAGCAUCUUAACGCUGUCUUCAUUGGACUCAGUUACAUGUUGAGACUUUUCUCAUUGUCUUUUGGAAAAACCUUGUAUUUUUUCUGACCCUAAGUUAUAAAUAAUUUUAGUCCAUCUUCUGUAACCACUCCUCUUGAACCAAUUCCCCAAAAAUGAUAGAGAAGAUUUUUAAAAAUCAUGUUUUCUCGGAGUUACAUGCUGACCACUUGGGUGAAUAGUUAACAUUUCUUUGAAUGUCGUCAUAAAGCAGUAACUGGAUAGCUAUAUAAAAAGACAAAUGGUCAUCUUUUUAGAAGGCUGUAGCUGUUCAUUUUCAGGAAAUUGUGCCAGAAAGGCCUUUCACUGAAACUGUAACCUAGUUAUGUUGUCUCAAUGGAACAAUUAGUUUCCUACAAUCAUGUUUGUUAAAAAAUGAUCUCUUGGGAUCCUUUAAAAACAGCAGCCUUGAAUUAUUUUUCAGUUUAAUCAACACAAAUAUAUUGUCACUCCUUUGGUUUUCUAUCUUCUCUGUAAAUUGAGAAGUGAAUAUCCCUUUUCAUGUCUUUGUUAGCUAACCUUGGAAUGUUUUGAACAUUGAAAAAGGCAGUGAAAAUCUGUGGCUUCUAACCUUGCUCCCCAGGCACACAUGAUUCCAUUCAGUGUGUGGGUGGGUGCUUUUUUGCCUCCUGUUUUUGCUCAAUGCGUUAUUUCUUACAUGUCCUGUGGAGGGCACUUAAAGAUUAUUUCUUCUUCCAGAUUUUGUAGAGGCUGCAAAGGUAAUGGCAGCACUUGUGAGCUUCCAACAGGCCAUGCAUGCUCUUGUCCUUCGUCAAGACAAGGUGUCAAAUAUGUCAUGAGAGAUGCUAGACAGCUACAGUAGCAAAAGAUGAUGUGUAAUGUGAUAUCAUCCAUUCAGUUUUCCCUCCCCAGCUCAACUUGCAUGGCUGUUGUUUGCAAAAGGGUUGGAAAACUGUUUCCUCAGACAUUACUGGCAUGGCAUGUCCUUAUCUUGCUUAUGUACUUGGCUCAGGAGACCCAAUGACCUUUCCAUUGUGAUGUUUUGAGGGCAGUUUCUCUAUCCAUGUGCAUGGUUACCUCUCAAAAUGGGAAAGGGCUCAGAAACCUUGCCCCAAAUGUUGCAAUCAUUUGAAUUGAACUGUUAACUUGUAAACUGUAACAUGUUUAAGUCUGCAAGUGCAUCAAGUCUUCACAGAAUACCCAAAGGCAACUAGAUUCUAUCAGAUCUUAGAAGCAAAGCUGGGUCAGCCCUGGUUAGUACUGGAUAGGAGACCAGCAACAAAUACCAGGUGCAGUAGACUAUAUUUAACAGGAAGGAACUGAUAAAAACACCUCUGAGUAUUCAUAGACUCUUAGUGUUGGAAGAGAUCGCAAAGGCCAGCCAGUCCAACCCCCUGCCAUGCAGGAAAAGCACAGUCGAAGCACUCCUGAUAGAUGAACAUCUAACCUCUGUUUAAAAUUCUUGAGGGUCAUCAUAAGUCAACACGUGACUUGAAGGCACAUACACAAAGGAGCUUGCAGCACUCCAGCGCAAUUCCCAUUCAUUUCACUGGAAUUGGCGAACAAAUCUUGUGUUCAGAUCUUUAAUGUUUCCUUUGCCUUCAUUUCCCGUUCCCCUUAUUCAGAGUUAUCCAUAUCGUCAGUGUCAUAAGUCGCUACUUCAUAUCCAUUGUUGCCAUUUCAGUUUGUCAUUUCAUGUUAUCAAGCAAAUUUAUUAGAAGAGCCAUUGAACUUUUUUUAAAAAAAUAUCAAACUCCAAGCAUUUAUUAAAAUCCAUAAUGUACAUUUAUUUUGCUGCUCCUUGAAGAGGUAAAAUUUAAGUAUUUUUUGUCCACAGAUUUGUAGUUCCGAUUUGAAGAUAAAUUGACCUACAUUUUCUUUAAACUUCCCGUUUGUUCCUCCUCUCUUUCCUCCCCUUCUCAGUGUGUGUAAGGGUACAGAAGAAGCAUGCAUUUAAACAAAUACAGGCGGAAUAUAAGAAUUCAUCUAUCCAAGCCAGGUAUAAUUUUCUAAGGAAAGUCAAGCAAAUUGAGGAUUUUAUUACACUGUUCCAUCUCUCUGUGCGUGUUAAACAGGACUUGGGUCGAACAGAAGCAGAGCAAAUAUAUUUUGUAUUGGACCACAAAUACUUUUAUAAUUUCUUAUUUAAAAACAUAGAAUAACCUCUGUGUAUUUUGGUGACCUGUUAUGUUUUGUCAUUAAGUUAAUUCAUAGGUAGAAGUGUGCUGAAGGCAAACCGAAGAAAUCGUAGGAACUCAAGUGUAAAAUUAAUGAAGUAUAUGAAUUAAUGAGAUAAGCCAAAAAAAAGGAAAAGCAGAGUGAUUUUCCUGCAGGAUUGUUUUCAGAUUUGAGAUGAAUUCUAUAAAUCAAUCAAAUUUGUACUUUUGCUUCCUGAAGUGAAUUUAUACCAUGAAAUCCCUUGAAUGAUGAGCUGAAUGAUAUGUUCAAUGAUAUGGUCAAUGAUUCUAAAUCAUGUGUUCACCAAAUGUUUUGGACUCUGCCUCCCAGAAAUCCCAGCCAUCAUGGCCAAUGUUUUAAGAUUCUGUGAGCAGAAGUUGAAAACCACUGCCCUAGGUGACGUCUGCAUAUCACAGGAUUUAUUGGUUCUGAUACACUCAAGUCUGAUCUGUUUAUAAUUCCAAUCUGCAUCUAUCCAGAUUUGUAGCAGCCUCAUUCUUAUUGUGGUGUGGUUAUACAUUGCAUACAUUCUGUAAUAUGUAUCCAACCCUCUUAUGUGUUGAACAGUGGCUGGGUAUGGAUAAUUUUAAGUCCCCUUUUUAAAGCUUAAGGUCCCUUUGUUUUAAAUGUGCCAUAGGAAUUGUUCAGCUUUCACAAAUUGUUCCCCAGGAAAGGAGUUAAAACCGUUCUUCAGACUGAAGCUGCUUGGAGGAAAACAGAACCCCAACUGCCUCCAGAUUCAACCACUUAUGAUUAAACAAAAUAUCCAAAGAAAGUAAUAUUCAAAGACUCAUUGCUAACUGAAUCUGUUUACAGUACCUCCUGGGAUGAUUACAAUGAUCUAAUGCGCUCAUUUCAUUUUUAUCUGGCUUUACUGCUAAAAAAUGUACAAGGGACAUAACUGGGAAAUAAACACAAGGGCAAAUAUACAAGGAGGAGUUUUGUAACACAAGGGACAGGUCAUACCAUCCUCAUUACUCUUCCCAUUUUAGGUUUAACCACUUUCAAUCUAGGCAAGGUUGCAUUUUGUAGGGCUAAAAAUGCUGCAACCAUUGAAAGAAGUCUAUAGCAUUUUUAUCUGAAACUUGUAAAAAGGCUGAAUCCAGUUCUUUUGUCAAGUGCAGUAUUUAGAAAUAGUUCUCCUGUCCUCAAGAUUCUUCAGUUGUUCACCAGAAUGCCAUGCAUCGUGUAGUCAUGACCUAUGUGCCCAGUAGAGACUCUUGAAAGUAAUCUAGCCUCUUCCUAUAUUAGCAAAAUCCUCAUAAAUCAUCAUCAUCAUCAUUUAAUUACUUAUUAAUCGCCCUCCAUCCAAGAUGCUCUAGGCGAUUUACAAGAUAAAAUUGUAAAGGAUAAAAAUACAUACAUACAAAUAUUGAUAAAAUUAACAUAGAUUAAAAGCUCUAGUAAAGAUGGAGCUAUACCAGAGAGGGGUCAUUCUUUCAGAUUUGUAUCUGUUCCGUUAAUGUUGUUUUCAUUCAUUUCUCCAUGUCUACCUUUUUUCAACAUUAUGUGUGGCUUCUGGUUACUCACCUAGGCUUUGAUGGAGAAGUUGCUUAUUUUGGUGUUAAGUGUUCGCUGUUAUUUCAGUAACUGAUGCUUGCUGACGAAGAGGAACAUGUGAGCUGGAAAACAUUGUUGACUUCUGACAUUUCUUUUGCUCCAGUCGCUUUGUUACUCAGACUGAGCUUCAACGCAUACAGGCAGAGCAUCACACUGAAAUCCAUGGAAUAGGCCGCUCAUUAUUCAGAAUUAUACCCAUAGCCAUUAGGGCCUCAGUCUUCCCAGGUGUCUGAUUAAAAGGCAUCUGAUUUGGUGCCGUAUCUGCGAUAGCUUCAUGGUGGAGCUCAUGCUGAACAUGCCAGAAGCCCCCUGCCAUUGCUAAUCUGGGAAAGUCUGCCAGGUGAAAUUCUGGACAGCUGCUGCCAGUCAAUAUCAAUAAUACCAGGCCAGACAGGCUAACCAAUGUAUCAGACAGACUUUUGAGACAUUGCAGUAUAUUGGCUACCACCCAAAAAGUCAUUCAGGGUUGCUAAAUUGUUUCUUUAAUGCAGUGGUUCUCAACCUGGGGUCCCCAGAUGUUUUUGGCCUUCAACUCCCAGAAAUCCUAACAGCUAGUAAACUGGCUGGAAUUUCUGGGAGUUGAGAACCACUGCUUUAAAUGCACUUUAUGUCCAUGACAGAUGAUAAAAAAGGUAGAACUGGAAGGGGGAGGUUAAAAUAGUGCAAACAAUGCUUGGAAAGAUGGAGUAAAAAAAUCCAAAGCCACCCCAUGGCCCUGAUCUAGAGAUGGAUGAUCAGACUUAAGGUUCUUGUUCUGUCCCACCUUUACCUAGGCAUAGGUUUUACUGAAUAUAAUUGGAUUUACUACUAGGAAAACAGGUCUCAUUUUUAAGCUAAUUUCAUUGUAUUAGAGAUAAAGCGGGGUAUAAAUAAAUAUAAGAGUAAGAACAAGUACAGUGGGCCCUCCACUUUUGCGGGAGAUAGGACUCCCUUGAAACACUUUUAAAACUUGAAAUAACAUCUCUCUGAAAUACUAGAACAUGCAGGGCGACACUGUGACCCCGAGAUUCCUAAAGAGAGAACAUAUUAAACCCAUGAAUAAUCAAAUCCACAAACAUUAAACCAGCAAAUAUGGAGGGCUGACUAGUGAAAAUUGUUCAUACUCACUGCUUUCAGAAGGAAUUGUCAUUGUUUCAUAGGAGUCUUUUAUUUUUAAUGUGUGGGAUAAAAGAUGUUCACACUCCUGAGAAAUAUAUUUUUAAGUUGGAGUUUCUGAUAGAAGUGAAGCGAUUCUUGCGAUACCAAAGACAUUUUAUAAAACAUGGUUAGUUUAAGGUCCUGUUGGUUGUUUCGUCCGUGUGAAGAAAGCCAUUUUGAAUUCCUGUUCCAAGCAACAACAAGGGCCAGAUCCCUGCUUUCAAGCUUCAUAAAAGAGUCUGGAUGGUAGCCUUGCAAGGAACAAGGAAUGCACCCCAUCUGAGGUGUUUUGACUCAAACUGGUGAGAAUUAGACAUUAAAGAGCAAUAAUUGGUACCAAGGAGUCUUGACCGCUGGCACUGUGGCUGCCCCUGCCACCCUUUUUAGACCCUCUGUGAUGACCGAAUUUCAUAGAGUGUGCUUACUGUAUUGCUUUGUCAAUAAGUUGUUCUACAGAAGUUUAUGGAAAUUAUAUUUAUUGAAUAAAACUUUGGACUUUUAA